CAGACAAGAGCGAGGCAAAAAGUUGUCAGCAAAAGAAGAGAUUAGGGAUUGUUUCAGGUAGAGUCACCCUUCCUUGGCAGGAGCAGGGGGUCUUAUGAAGAUCACCUCACUAGCGAUCAGGAAAUUCCAGACUAACUGGCUUAAAAUUCCACCGGGGGGUAAGGCUGAAACUACAUUUAGGUAAAACGUUAAGCCCUAGCUUGGUGACUUGGUCCAGGAGAAGUGACUUCAUGCUGGGCCUCUGUUUUAACACUAGUUAGAUAAACAAAGGAUUGAAACAGAAGCAAUGACUUGUACAAGGCAGCACCACAACAGGAACCAUUACUGAAAACAACCAGGAAGGCAAAGCCAUGUGUCCCAGGUCAAACCAUCAGCCAACCGCAAUGGGGUCAUCCAAACGGAGGCGCGCCUAAUGCCGCCCUUUCUGCCAGGCAGGGCCAGGGUUGGAACCCAGUUCGCGUGGGGCCUCCUUUCCUCUGGUCCUACAGCCCUCCAGCACCUUCUGAAGCCGUUUUCUGACGUUACUUGGCUUCCGCUCUUGAAGUGGGGGACAGGCGAGGCGGGAAGAAUUUGGACAGCGCCGCGACCGGGCCAGGCUUGUAGGCCUACCAGGAUGGACGGGCAUGCUGAAAUGGAGAUGCUGAGGACACUGAAGGGGCCCCCCACAGGAGAGGUCAGCGUGCACCUGGUGGCCAGAGACAGCCCAGGUUCCAGCGCUCACCUGCCGGCUACGGCCUUCAUCAUCCCAGCCAGCUCGGCCACCCUCGGCCUACCCAGCAGUGCCCUGGAUGUGUCCUGUUUUCCGCGGGAGCCAAUCCACGGGGGCGCCCCGGAGAGAGUGGCCGGCAGCGUACCAGUCACCGCCACUGUCCUGCCGCAGUUAAGCACCGGGCCGGCGGCCAGCUCUAGCGCCAGCACAGUGCGGCUCCUGGAGUGGACUGAGGCUGCGGCCCCACCUCCUGGGAGCGGCCUGCGGUUCCGGAUAAGCGAGUACGCGCCACUGACCAUGGUGGGAGCGGAGCAGCCUCCGAGUCCCGAGCUGCGACCGGAAGGCGUGGCCGAAUAUGGAGACGGCGAGGCCCCGGCGGGAGGUGGAGAUGUGGGCCCCCAACAGCCCGCGGACCUCCCCCAGGACCCUCUAGAAGAUCCCCCUCAGAACCCCGCAGAGAACGAUGGUACCUGUCAGUGCCAGGAGUGUGGUCCUCAGCAAGGUGCUGGUCCAGAACCUGGCUCCUCCAAUGAUGGCUGCCCCCAGCUGUUCCAGGAGCGGUCAGUCAUAGUGGAGAACUCCUCAGGCCAGAGCUCCUCUUGCAUCAGCUCUUCGGAGCUUCUCAAACCCAUGAAGAAGAGGAAGCGCCGGGAGUACCAGAGCCCAUCAGAGGAGGAGUCAGAGCCAGAGGCCGUGGAGAAGCAAGAAGAAGGAAAGGAUCCAGAGGGACACCCUGCUGGUAGCACUCCAGAAAGUGAGGAGUGGAGCAGCAGCCUGCCUGCAUCAGGAGAGAAAAAGAAAGGCUGGACAUGGGAGUCCUACCUUGAGGAGCAGAAGGCCAUCACUGCCCCUGUCAGCCUCUUUCAGGACUACCAAGCGGCCACUCAUAACAAGAAUGGCUUCAGACUGGGCAUGAAGUUGGAAGGCAUCGACCCUCAGCAUCCAUCCAUGUACUUCAUCCUCACUGUGGCAGAGGUGUGUGGCUACCGCCUACGUCUGCACUUUGAUGGGUAUUCCGAGUGCCAUGACUUCUGGAUCAAUGCCAACUCCCCUGACAUUCACCCUGCUGGCUGGUUCGAGAAGACGGGGCACAAGCUACAGCCCCCUAAAGGUUACAAGGAGGAGGAGUUCAGCUGGAGCCAGUACCUGCGCAGCACGAGAGCUCAGGCUGCCCCCAAGCACCUCUUUGUGAGCCAGAGCCACGUGAGUGCCCCUGAGCAAGAACGGACACCUGCCCCGGCGACAGAGUCACUGCAGCCGGCCAGGGGUCCCCCACCCCUGGGCUUCCAGGUGGGCAUGAAGCUGGAGGCUGUUGAUCGCAUGAACCCAUCCCUCAUCUGUGUGGCCAGUGUGACCGACGUGGUAGACAGCCGCUUCCUUGUGCACUUUGACAACUGGGAUGAUACUUACGACUACUGGUGUGACCCCAGCAGCCCCUACAUUCACCCAGUGGGCUGGUGCCAGAAGCAAGGAAAGCCCCUCACCCCUCCACAAGACUAUCCAGAUCCUGACAGCUUCUGUUGGGAGAACUAUCUGGAAGAAACUGGGACCUCUGCUGUGCCUGCCUGGGCCUUCAAGGUGCGACCCCCACACAGCUUCCUGGUCAACAUGAAGCUGGAGGCUGUGGACCGACGGAACCCAGCUCUGAUUCGUGUGGCCAGCGUGGAGGAUGUGGAGGACCAUCGGAUAAAGCUCCACUUUGAUGGCUGGAGUCAUGCCUAUGACUUCUGGAUCGACGCCGACCACCCAGACAUCCACCCUGCGGGCUGGUGUUCCAAGACAGGGCAUCCCCUGCAGCCUCCUCUCCGAUCCAGAGAGCCCAGUUCCACCUCCCCCGGGGGCUAUCCCCCUCUUAGCUAUCGGAGCCUGCCGCACUCUAGGACCUCCAAGUACAGCUUUCACCACCGGAAGUGCCCCACUCCUGGCUGUGAUGGCUCUGGUCACGUCACAGGCAAGUUCACAGCUCACCAUUGCCUCUCGGGCUGCCCACUGGCUGAGAGGAACCAGAGCCGGCUAAAGGCGGAGCUGUCCGAUACGGAGGCCUCGGCCCGUAAGAGGAACCUCCCAGGCUUCUCCCUAAGGAAGAAGCCUCGCCAUCAUGGCCGGAUUGGACGUCCUCCAAAGUAUCGGAAGAGCCCGCAAGAAGAUUUCCCGACACUGACUGCCGAUGCCAUGCCCCAGUCCCUCUUCCUGUCAGCCCUGUCGGCGCACCCCGACCGUUCCCUCUCCGUGUGCUGGGAACAGCACUGCAAGCUCCUGCCGGGAGUGGCGGGCAUCUCGGCCUCGGCAGUUGCCAAGUGGACCAUCGAUGAGGUCUUCGGCUUCGUUCAGACCCUGACAGGAUGUGAGGACCAAGCCCGACUCUUCAAAGAUGAGAUGAUUGACGGCGAGGCCUUCCUUUUGCUGACACAGGCAGACAUUGUGAAGAUCAUGAGCGUCAAGCUGGGCCCCGCCUUGAAGAUCUAUAAUGCCAUUCUCAUGUUCAAAAACGCGGAUGACACCUUAAAGUCCUUGGUCUUGUCCACCCCUCUGUGAAACUGAGAGAGUCUCGCUGGCUUUGUGGUGUGGAAAGGCAGCGAGUACGCACAGCAGUGCUGAGCUCACCGCUGCUGAGGAGCAGGGCUGGGACCGUUUUGCCGUGUGGUUCUGCCAGCCACACUCCUGAUGCGCGUCUACCGGAAAGACAGGAUGAACUGAGGGCCCUGGAGGAAAGCGCCUCCCAGACUCCGAACUUUGAGGCCUUAGUACUUUCUGCACCAACAUCAAACACUUUGGAAAGAAACCAAAUCAUAAAAGGGGAAGGAGAUCUGUUUUUUUGUUCACCCCACUGCCUCUUCACCCCCAUCCUGUUCCCAAAUGAGAUCCUCACACCGUGGCCUAGGAGCGCAGUGCUGGGAGGGUGUUGGCACCGGUGUCUGUGCCAUGUGCCCGUGCCAUGUGCCCUCUGCCCUGCUCUCUAGCAGCAGACACCGCUUACCCUUUGGCCCCCACAGCCUCACCCAGCCCUUGCCCAGCCCUGGCCUAGGGCAUUGAGGACCUUUCUGUUUAAUUUCUGAAGCAGAGAGAAUGAUCCCAGAGUAUGAAAAUGAAGCCUGUUUGCACUUUCAUUCACAUGCACUUUGGUGGAGUUCCUUUUUUUGUACUUGCCUUGUGUGUGUGUGUAUGUGUGUGUGUGUGUGCACAUGCACACGUGUGUGUGUUCUUUAAGAGAAUCCUCUGGUUUAAGAUAAAGUGAUUCUUGACUCUUGAGGGAGAAAAAGAUAAAAUGUGGUGUGUCUUGUCAGUGUAUUGAAACAACACAAAUAAACUUGAACUACUGGAUAAUAUGCAGUCAGAGUCCAUUUCUAUUUUCAUGAUAAAACAUCCCCAAAACACAAAUAUCAGUAGUGCCUUUGCUGAGGAGAA
Manis pentadactyla (Chinese pangolin) is the source of this 4114-nucleotide messenger RNA. It is a transcript of the gene L3MBTL1, whose product is annotated as L3MBTL histone methyl-lysine binding protein 1. Gene Ontology annotation, biological process: regulation of DNA-templated transcription. The transcript has 23 exons. The record is from RefSeq and is a predicted model, not a curated record. The coding region runs from base 413 to 3244 and encodes 943 amino acids. Gene Ontology annotation, cellular component: nucleus. NCBI's taxonomy places the organism in Eukaryota, Metazoa, Chordata, Mammalia, Pholidota, Manidae. Gene Ontology annotation, molecular function: protein binding; zinc ion binding.